UGAAAUUCGCUGUGGCCCGUUUUAUGGACAAAUCUAAAUCACACUUUGAAGACGUUGUAUAAAAAACCUAACGCCAUUAUAUAGCGUCUAUUUUUUUUGUAAUAACUGUAUUUUUUUGAAAUUAAAUUUUUCUAACCUUAAUCUGUCUUAUGUCAAAUGAAGAAAUUUGGGUUGUGGCGGGAGUUUUUUCGGAGUGUGAGUGUGAACUCGGAGAAAUAAACAAUAUAAUUUGUAGAAAGAACCGUAAAUAAUUUCAAGUUUUGUGGUAAAAGUGCCAUGUCGAAAGAUAUCCGUUCAUUUUUCACCGUAAUUCGAAAGAAAUCUGAUGCAAAUUCCCCAAAAGUUGAUUCUCCUGCAAUUAAGAAGAAGCCACAACGCAUAAUAGAGUCUGAUGAUGAAGAUGUGGUCUCUGCUACCCCAGAGACCAAACAGAAGAAACUUCCGAAAAGACGUGAAGUUUUAAAUUCAGACUCGGACGAAGAUGCGAAAAAAGCACCUAAAAAAGUGAAGACUGAAGAACCUAAGUUAAAACCGGUGAAUGUGGCGGAGGUGUUUAAGAAUGUCCCUAUAAAACAGAGUAAGGUUGAUGUCCCAAAAACCCCUGUGAAGAUAGAUGAGAAAGAAAUUCAUAAAAAUAGCGCUUUCAACAAGACAUUGGAAGAUUUAGAUGAUGAUAUUUUUGAACAGAGCAUUGAUCUUAUUGACUCAAUUGAGGGUACUCUCCGGAAUGAAAAAAAAUCAGAUUCAGAGCAACCUCAACAAAGUGUAAAGAAAAGAUCAAGAAAUGAUUCUUCAAGUGAUAAUCAAACACCUAAGAAAAAGAAAAUUGAGCAUUCAGACUCUGGUAUUGAUCCAGGACAAGAAGCUUAUGAGAAGAAGAGGUACUCAGCUAUGCUCUAUCAAAAGUAUCUGAACAGAGGGGAACCCAAACAUCGGGGAAUUAAAGAACUGCCAAAAGGAAAGCCAGAUUGUCUGAAAAACUUGUGUUUCCUGAAAACAGGGGUUUUAGAUUCGCUUGAUUCAGAAGGGUUUGCAAAUCUAGUAAAACAACAUGGGGGACGGGUUGUAAACGCUGUGUCAAGAAAAGUAAAUUAUGUUGUCGUGGGUGAAGAACCAGGGCCAGCAAAACUUGCAAAAGCUGAUGGUUACAACAUACCUAAUAUUUCCGAAGAUGAGCUUCUAGACAUGAUUCUAACAAAAUCGGGAAUCGAACCGAAAUAUUGUAAGAAGAAUACGUCGUGUAACAGCGAAGAUUUAGGCAUUGAUAUAGAUAAUGAACCAAAACCUAUCACACACAAUGAAGAAAUAAUUAAAAGUGACAAAAGCGAAAACAAGAAAAAGGAAGAAACUGAAACGAGUGUCACUGUCUCAACCAAUGGUCUCUCUGAAAAGAAAAUUAAAAGUGAUACCUUUUACAGUCAACCUAGCACCAGUAAAAUUUCAGAGAGUUCAAAAGUCAAAACGGUUUCUCCUCCUUCUGAAGUGGAGGCACUCCAGUUGUCCUUGCCUGAAAAAUACAAGCCACAAAACCUGAAGGGUGUCAUAGGGCAACAAGGCGAAUCGAGCAAUUUGUUCAAAUUGAAAAACUGGCUUAUAAAUUGGCAUAGAAACCAAGAUCCUAAAGUCAGAAAAAAGUUACCACGACCGACUCCCUGGACUACGAAUGAUAAUGGCGCUUAUUUCAAAUGCGCGUUGUUGAGUGGUCCCCCCGGUGUUGGCAAAACUACAACUGCAACACUUGUCGCCAAGGAUCUAGGUUUGGAUAUCGUCGAGUUUAAUGCCUCGGAUACGAGGAGCAAGAAAUUGUUACAUGAAGAAGUUUCACAGUUGUUGAGCACUAAAACAAUCGCUGGAUUUGCAACAGGCAAUGCGACAGUGCACCGCAACCGAGUUUUGCUAAUGGACGAAGUUGAUGGAAUGGCGGGGAACGAAGACCGUGGUGGUAUCCAAGAACUCAUUCAACUUAUAAAAAAUUCUAAUGUUCCGAUAAUUUGCAUGUGCAACGACCGAAAUCAUCAAAAAAUUCGAUCACUUGUCAACUACUGCUACGAUUUGAAGUUUACAAAACCAAAACUUGAACAAAUCAAGGGGUCAAUGAUGUCGAUUUGUUGCAAAGAAGGCAUUGAUAUUUCUUCACAAGCAUUGACAGAAAUUAUUGUGGGAACAGGCUGUGAUGUUCGACAAACACUCAACCAUUUAGCUCUAUUGGGGGCAACUAAAAACGAAAUCACGUUUGCGGUGGCUGAGAAGGAGGCAAAAGCUUCGAAGAAAGACAGUGUUAUGGGGCCGUGGGAGGUUUGUCGAACUGUUUUUACCAAAAGCGAACACAAGAAUAUGAGCGUUGUCGACAGAGCGAGAUUAUUUUUCUUUGAUUAUAGUUUGGGGCCGCUUUUUGUUCAGGAAAAUUAUCUUAAGGUUCAACCCGAAGGCUCAGAAAAACAGGCAUUAAUAAAAGCGGCUUUAGCGGCUGAUUCUAUCAGUAUGGGGGACAUUAUAGACUCAAAAAUCAGAAGGAGUAACAAUUGGGCGUUGCUUGAUUCGCAGGCUUUCUUCUCGUCCGUUAUUCCAGGCUACUACAUGUCUGGUGAUUUUCAGUCUAAAAUCAAUUUCCCCUCGUGGUUGGGGAAGAAUUCCAAGAAAAAUAAGUUUAAGAGGUUGAUAAGUGAGUUGCAAUUACACACACGAACAAGCGCAUCUGCGACCAAACUGGCUGUUAUGUUGGACUACUUGGUCCCGCUGCGGAAUGCAAUUUUGUCACCUUUGCAGGAGAAGGGAUUGGAAGGAGUCAAUGAAGCGGUUGCUGUAAUGAAGGAUUAUAAUCUUCUGAGGGAAGAUGUUGAUAGUUUGUUGGAGCUGUGCCAGUGGUCAACAAAAGAAAAUCCAAUGAAUAGCAUAGAUUCAAAAGUAAAAAGCGCAUUUACUCGCGCUUACAACAAGCAAGUCACUUUAUUACCAUUUGCUCCUGCUUCUGGAAUUUCCAAGAAGAAAAUAGCCGCUUUGGAAAGUGAUUUGAUAGAUGAAGAUGAUGAAAUUUCUGAUAAUGAAGAUGAUGACGAUAUCAGUAAUAAUGCGAUGAUAAAGGUGAAAAAGAAACCAGCUGCUAGAGGUAAAAAAGCGGAUGAGGGGGGUAAAGCCACAAGCAAAAAUGAGAAAAAGGGGAAAGGAAAAGCAAAGAAAAAGUAACUUAGUCUUUUUUUUUAUUAUUCAUGAAUUUUUCUUUACUUGUGUUUUAUUUAAUUAGAACAAAUUGUUUCAUUUUUUGCAGUGAUUUCUUUUAUACAUUGUCACAUCAAUAAAAAUAUUUUCUAUUUAUAAGUAUAUUAUUAUAUUUAUAUGUACUAUGAAUACAAAUUACGUUUUUUCGUUCGA
This is a messenger RNA of Tribolium madens (black flour beetle), 3369 nucleotides long. It is a transcript of the gene Gnf1, whose product is annotated as replication factor C subunit 1. The record is from RefSeq and is a predicted model, not a curated record. Gene Ontology annotation, molecular function: ATP hydrolysis activity; DNA clamp loader activity; ATP binding. Gene Ontology annotation, cellular component: DNA replication factor C complex; nucleus. The transcript is spliced from 11 exons. Gene Ontology annotation, biological process: DNA repair; DNA replication. NCBI's taxonomy places the organism in Eukaryota, Metazoa, Arthropoda, Insecta, Coleoptera, Tenebrionidae. Bases 277 to 3183 code for a protein of 968 amino acids.